AUGGUGCAAAGAAUGGCGAGACUCACUCACGAGGCUGACUACGAUGCCGGCGAAACGUCUAGGAAUGUAACACGUCCACGGUCCGACUUUGGAAAUUAUCCUGCAUACAAUGGACUCCGAACUAGUCAGACAACCUACGUGAUUUCCUGUCUGUCAUGCUCCGGAGUUUUUUCCAGUCUUCAGGAGUCGGGAUCCUGGCCAGAUCACGCCGGAACUUUGACUUAA
This is a messenger RNA of Protopolystoma xenopodis, 225 nucleotides long. Lineage: Eukaryota; Metazoa; Platyhelminthes; Monogenea; Polystomatidea; Polystomatidae. The record is from the annotation of a GenBank genome assembly.